Salvia miltiorrhiza (redroot sage) is the source of this 402-nucleotide messenger RNA. RefSeq lists its product as uncharacterized. NCBI's taxonomy places the organism in Eukaryota, Viridiplantae, Streptophyta, Magnoliopsida, Lamiales, Lamiaceae. Bases 1 to 402 code for a protein of 133 amino acids. The record is from RefSeq and is a predicted model, not a curated record. The transcript has a single exon.
AUGGGCAUGGAGCAGUGGUCAUUGGUGAAUCGGCUGAAACGUGCCGUGAAGAAGAUCACGUUUCUGCUGGAUUUCAAUAUUAACCGAUGGAAACUGGCGUCAUUGGUGGGGGCAUCAUCUAGCAAGAGACGGCUGAGCUUCGCCGAUAGGCCCGGGAUAAGGGCCUGUUUGGAUGACUCCGAAUCCGACGAUCCGGCACCCGGAUCCGCUAGGAGUCUGCAGCGGACUAUUAGCUAUCCCUCCGAAGAUGACGUCGAUACCAAAGCCGAUGCUUUUAUCGCUAACUUUUAUAAGCAACUCCAGAUUGAGAGGCAAAUCUCCUUAGAGCUCAACUAUUGUAGGGCUGAUAGCUUUACUUCUGCAAAAUCUCCCUCACCGUCGAUUAAUCUCAACAAAUCGUAA